Molecule: messenger RNA, 2095 nt
Organism: Cydia pomonella (codling moth)
Lineage: Eukaryota; Metazoa; Arthropoda; Insecta; Lepidoptera; Tortricidae
Exons: 3
Coding region: 722-2032 (436 amino acids)
Molecular function (GO): serine-type endopeptidase inhibitor activity
Source: RefSeq, a predicted model, not a curated record
GAUAGAAUUUGGAACAGUGUGAUAAGGGAAAAGUGUGGACUGAACGAAGAUUUAGUGACAAAAAUUGAGAAAGGUUGUUGAGAUGGUUUGGACACGUGGAAAGAAUGAGUGAAAGAAGGUUAACAAAGAGAGUGUAUAAGGGAGAGGUAGAAGAGGGAGCUGGAAGGGGUAGACCUCGGCGGAUUUUAUCUAAUCAAAUCGGAGAAAUCCAGAAGAAAGGCCAGGUCAAGAGCACCCUAAAUCGACGAGCGUGUAUGAGGAAUGUCAUGGUGGAGGAGGUAUGCCAGGAUCGCAGCAAGCGGAAAUCCGUGGUCUCUGCCUACCCCUCCGGGAAAUAGGUGUGAUUAUGUGUAUGUAUGUAUAGAAUUCUAUAGAGGUAUAAAACAUAACUUUUAGGGAUAAGUUCGCCUUUGUACAUAACAUUUGUUUUUCUUGUUUAAUUUUGUCUGUUUUAUGUUAACCUGUUUAUGUGCAAUGAAGUGACAUACAUACAUACAAAACACAUACUACAUACUAGUAUUACAUACAUUAUUAGUAUUUUAUGGGUGUUUUUUUAGAUUUCAUACGACACAUAUUUCUGAAAGAGGGAUCCCAUAUCAAUUCGUACAAAACGGUAAUUUAUCGCCUAAAAUAAUUGCGCAGAAUUUCCGUUAAUUUGUGCUGUAAAUAAGCAUAUCGAAACAGUGUAGUAAAAGAAACCUAAAAGAUAAAAUAUUGUCCCAUGAUGGAAGUGGUCGGUGCUAAAUUGCUAUUAAAAUUGAUUAUAUCCAUUCUUUAUGUAUCCAUUGUUGAUUCAGUGCCUUCCAAAUGCCAGACUCCUCUCAAUAGCAGCGACUGCGGGCUGUCCUCUACCGUCGUAUACACCUACUACAGCCCCAGUUCUAUCUGCUACCCGGACUUAUGGCGGGGGUGUCCGACCAGCAACAAAUUUGACAACGAGGACCUGUGCUUCAAAUCCUGUGUUAUGGAUUAUGAAGUAACUGAGCCUAUACCGAAAUCAGAAAUGGAUGCUAUCGCUAGUAAAGUGCAGGGACUGCCGGUAAAAACCAACACGGAAAUUCAGUCGGUAAAAAGCAACCUAUGUGAUGUCCCCCUAAACACCAGUCGUUGCACUAAGCAGAUGAAGUUAGUAUACACUUUCAGUGAUGAAAUAAAAUCCUGCGUUCCGGCCUUAUGGGCAGGAUGUCCUACUGGAAACAUGUUUCCUGAUAUCUCGUCAUGUCAACAUCACUGUCAAGAAAAAAAGCAUAAUAACUUGGAACAAACAGAUAAAACCAACGUAUUAGAAGCUUCGAAUGUUCUAAAGAAGUUGAUUAAAACAAUUGAUGCACUGAAUAAAGAAAAUAAUGUGGAACGAAAGGAAAAAUCCAGGGUACAACAAGCUUCGAAUGUUCUUCAGCAGGUGAUUAAGGAAUCGAAUGCAUCGAAUGAAGAAAAUAAACUGGUACAAAAGGAAAAAUCCAAGAUGCAAGUAUUUUCGAUUGAUCUUAAGGAUUUGAUGAAAAAAACUAAUGCAGUUGCACCGAAUGAAGAAAAUAAAAUUGAACAAAAUUAUAAAACCACAGUACAAGAAGCUUCAAAUGUUCUUCAGCAGGUGAAUAAGAAAUCUAAUGCACCGAAUGAAGAAAAUGAACUGGUACAAAAGGAAAAAUCAAAGAUGCAAGAAUUUUCGAUUGGUCUUAAGGAUUUGAUGAAGAAAAGUAAUGCACCGAAUGAAGAAAAUAAAAUUGAACAAAAUGAUAAAUCUAAGGUACAAGAAGCUUCUAAUAUUCGAAUGAAGUUGAUUGAGAAUUGUAAUGCGCCGAAUAAAGAAAAUGAACUGGAAGAAAAGGCUAAAUUCAAGAUACAAAAAGUUUCAAAUGUUUAUAAGAAGCUGAUCGAGAAAAUGGAAGCAUUGAAAAAGGGAAAUUCCAUUGAUUUGGACGCAAAAGCUUACUUUAUAUAUAAACUUAUUAAAGCCAAUAUUAAAUUGGAGGAACGCUCUGCAGAUAGAUACAUAGAUUUGAUGUUACUUGACGAAUAUGUAAUUUAGAAAAAAAACUUAAACGCAGGGCUCAUCUCACGUCAAAUGAAAAAUGCACACAUAAGUAAAAUG